GCAGCCUAAGCCGGGAUUCCUCCACCCUGCUGUUAAAUAUAAAGAGCCGACAACACCUCUCUCCAGUCUCCACAACUUCCCUCACCUCUGCGCUAACACGAGAUCAUCUGAAGAGGACUGCAGGAGCCAUGAAAGGUCUAAAGGCUCUCACUGCUUACGCGCUGGCGCUCCUUCUGCUGGCCACGUUUGUCUCGUACGCGUGCAGUGCGCCCAAGGCUGCUUUCCAGCGCAGAAACUGGACCCCUCAAGCCAUGCUGUACCUUAAAGGAACACAGGGCCGCCGCUUUGUGUCAGAGGACAGGAACGAGGGGGAUGUAUAUGAUUCUCUUCACUUAGAAACAAGGAGUCAAAACACAGAGAACCUGAGCGUAUCUAAGGCGGCCACAGUCCUCCUUAACUUCCUCCAGCAGGUCAAAGAAGAAGGAGACGAUAACGGAUUGUUUUUUCAAGACAUACCAGCCUGGAAAAGAGACUACUUCUGAGACUCCUCCUGUGUAAAAUAGCUGAACUGUACAGUUUUUUCUUUCUUUCUUUUCACUCUGUCUCGUUAAACACAUCCACAAUAUUUAAUGCAAUGUAAAAUACCACAUGAUUUUUGAACUGCUGUACCUGGAGAGAAUGCCUGACUGUUCUUGUUUGAGUUGAUUAAAAAAAUAAAUGUGCAUUCAUA
Messenger RNA from Astyanax mexicanus (Mexican tetra), 670 nucleotides. RefSeq names its product spexin hormone (gene spx). The transcript is spliced from 6 exons. Gene Ontology annotation, molecular function: neuropeptide hormone activity. The record is from RefSeq and is a predicted model, not a curated record. NCBI's taxonomy places the organism in Eukaryota, Metazoa, Chordata, Actinopteri, Characiformes, Acestrorhamphidae. The coding region runs from base 129 to 482 and encodes 117 amino acids.